Cydia splendana is the source of this 2032-nucleotide messenger RNA. RefSeq names its product tryptophan--tRNA ligase, cytoplasmic (gene TrpRS). NCBI's taxonomy places the organism in Eukaryota, Metazoa, Arthropoda, Insecta, Lepidoptera, Tortricidae. The transcript is spliced from 9 exons. The coding region runs from base 180 to 1397 and encodes 405 amino acids. The record is from RefSeq and is a predicted model, not a curated record. Gene Ontology annotation, biological process: tryptophanyl-tRNA aminoacylation. Gene Ontology annotation, molecular function: ATP binding; tryptophan-tRNA ligase activity. Gene Ontology annotation, cellular component: cytoplasm.
UGCGGUACCUCAGCGGCAGCUGUUCGUCACCGUUUCGGCAGUGAUUUGGAUCGAUGUUGCUUUUUCAGCAAAUUGCAUCAUAUUUCCCGCAGUGUACAAUCACAGUAUUCAAAAUAUCGAACCUUAUCAGUAUCACCCCAAGUAUCGAAUUAUUAAGAUAGUGUGUAGCCACCUGAAUCAUGGCAGAAGACAAAGCACCAGAAGAACAGAUGAACAACCUCGCUGUGAAUGAUGAUGAUGAUGUGGUGGAUCCAUGGAAUGUCUCUGGAAAGUCGGAGACAGGCAUAGACUAUGACAAAUUGAUAAAAAGAUUUGGCAGUUCCAAGAUUGAUGAUGAAGUUAUACAAAGAUUUGAAAAGGUUACUGGAAAAAAAGCUCACCACUUAUUGCGGCGUGGCAUAUUCUUCUCCCACCGUGACAUCCACAGCAUCCUCAACCUUGUUGAAGCCGGCAAGAAGUUCUACCUCUACACUGGCAGGGGGCCGUCAUCAGAUAGUAUGCACCUUGGGCAUAUGAUUCCAUUCAUGUUCACUAAGUGGCUUCAAGAUGUAUUCGACGUGCCCCUCAUAAUCCAGCUCACCGACGACGAGAAAGUUCUUUGGAGGGACAUUAAAGUGGAACAGGCGCGGCAAAUGGCGCACAGUAACGCGAAAGAUAUCAUUGCGGUCGGUUUCAAUCCGGAGAACACUUUCAUAUUCAAUGAUUUGGACUUUAUUGGCCAGUGUCCAGCAUUCUACCAAAACAUGCUUCGCAUACAGAAGUGCGUGACCUUCAACCAGGUGAAAGGCAUAUUCGGGUUCGGCGACUCUGACGUCAUCGGCAAGAUCACCUUCCCCUCCAUCGAGGCCGCGCCCGCGUUUUCUACUAGCUUCCCCUUCAUAUUUGAGAAUAAAGUGGUACCCUGCCUAGUUCCCUGCGCGAUCGAUCAAGACCCAUACUUCCGUAUGACUCGCGACGUCGCCGCCCGACUCAAGAUGCCCAAACCUGCCUUAUUACACUCUUCCUUCCUACCUGCCUUACAAGGGGCUCAGCACAAGAUGUCGGCCAGCGACCCUAACGCUUCCAUCUUCCUUAAUGACACUGCUAAACAGAUCAAAAACAAGAUCAACAAGUACGCGUUUUCUGGCGGGCAGGCGACGGUAGAGGAGCACAGAGAGAAGGGCGGGAACACUGAGGUGGACAUCUCAUACAAGUACCUCACGUUCUUCCUGGAGGAUGACGAGAGGCUGGCGCAGAUAAAAAAAUCCUACGAAUCUGGUGAGAUGCUAACAGGCGAGCUGAAGAAGAUCGCCAUCGACACAGUGACGCCCGUCAUCACCGACUACCAGGCGCGGCGGGCGCUCGUCACCGACGACGUGAUGCAGGAGUUCUUCAGGAUCAGGAGGAUCAAGUUCUGAAAGGUUAUGAUACCUAUCGCAAACUCGAAAUAUUUAGUGUUCGAUUUUUCAAAUCUGUCGGAUUUUCAAAAGGGACGAACUCGGAAAGCUCGUUCGUUUAAAAACAUAAACCUACGAGUAUAACUACAAUGACUUUUUAUAAUAGGAUGCCUUUUUAAAAACUAAGUAAAAUCACUGGCCAUGUUAAAUAUAUUAAGAACGGGUCACUCACGUAUUUUAAGUCGAUAAACGCUAGACAUGUUUCACUCCGUACCGAGGAGUGUGUGAGGAGUGAAACAUGUCGAGCGUUUUUGACUUAAAAUACGUGAGAGACCCGUUCUUAAUAUAUUUAAUAAGUCUGUGUCUCACGGAAGUUUUGUUAUUAAAAUCACUGGAUUUUGAAAAAAUGCAGUCGGUCAAAUGAAAGUCUGCCAAAUGGGUCAUCGGUAAAUUUUUUUCGAAAUUGUGAUAGGAGACCGUAAACAAGACAUGAAGUAAGCAUUUUUGGACCUUAUAUGGAUGUGAUGAGAUCUGGAAAUGGUCGAGUGUGUUUGUUAGUAAUAAUUAAAAUAAAUAUUUAUUUAUUGUUCCAUGUUAUUUUUUUUACUGCCUGUGUCAUAGUGUCAUUACCAUUUAAAAAUUUGCUUUGUUAUGCA